GUGAUGGUAGUUGGUUAGCCUUUAGCCAACAACACACGUAUUCUUCGCAUUUGCACAGCACAAUAAAACUAAAAACAAAGUUGGUGCUCGACACUGUCCCACCGCACGACCCUGAUUCCCUGGAACGGUUAAUAAGACGGUGGCGACCUACUUGCUCCAUCAUGAACACCAGUGGAGGAAAAAGCGGUAGGGUAAAUACACGUCCACAAAACUGAAACGAAACUACGUCUGACAGUUCAAGAUUCACGCUUGACUCGGUUGAAGCUACUGACCCGAAUUCCCUCUACACAGAUGGCAGUCGUCAACAUAAGAGACACCAGAGAGUCAGCUGCUGUAUCAACUUCCUUGGCAUACAGCCCCCCAACGUGGACAUGGACUUCAUUUCCCAGACGUUACCUAAUUGCAGUGAUGGCCUUUUUUGGUUUUUUCAACAUCUACUCCCUCCGUGUCAACUUGUCAAUUGCAAUUGUGGCCAUGACUGAAAAUCGCACAACCAUCCAUGCCAAUGGAACAAUUGGAUAUGAUCAAGAUUUCCCGUGGAGUUCCAAAGAGCAAGGCCUUUUACUGAGUUCAUUCUUCUAUGGAUACAUCACUACCCAGCUUCUAGGGGGCUGGUUGGCCCCAAAAAUGGGAGCAGGCAAACUAUAUGGACUGGGGAUUCUCACAACUGCCAUAUUGACUCUGCUAACUCCAUUAAUUGCUAACAUUGGCCUAGCUCCACUAGUUGCCAUUCGCAUUUUGGAAGGAAUUUUUGAGGGAGUCACUUUCCCAGCAAUGCAUGCGCUUUGGAGUCGAUGGGCCCCGCCUCUUGAACGGAGUAAACUAGUAACGAUCGCCUACUCUGGAAGUUAUUUCGGCACUGUGGUUUCUAUGGGAGUGUGCGGAUUACUUGCUGAACACCUCGGAUGGGCAUCCAUUUUUUACGUUUCGGGUACAUUUGCUCUACUAUGGUGGGUACUCUGGUUCGUUUUGGUAAAAGAAUCUCCCCAAGAAGAUCGUUUUAUCGAUAGAUCGGAACUAGAUUACAUUUCAAAUUGCCUAGGCGUGACUGCCAAUCAACAUACUCUAAACGUACCAUGGAAAUCAAUUUUAACGUCACUGCCCGUUUGGGCGACUGUUGUUGCGCAUUUCGCUGAGAACUGGGGUUUCUAUACGCUUUUGACACAGCUUCCAACAUUCCUGAGCGAUACGUCCGACCUUAAACUGGAUAAAACAGGAUUCCUUGCCGCCAUUCCAUAUUUGGCCAUGGCCAUAGUUGUUCAAUGCGGUGGCCAGUUGGCUGACUGGCUUAGAUCAAGAUGGCGUGUCGAAACAACAAAAGUUAGAAAAAUCUUUACGUGCGGAGCCUUCGUCGCUCAGACCAUCUUUAUGCUCGCUACUGCCUACACCCACGCCGUCACUCCCGCAAUAAUAUGCCUAACCGUUGCCGUUGGUUUUGGAGGUUUCGCCUGGUCUGGGUUCAGUGUCAACCAUCUAGAUAUUGCGCCUCAAUUCGCCUCGUUGAUCAUGGGCCUAUCUAAUACCGUGGCAACCGUGCCCGGUAUUAUUAGCCCCAUGAUAACUGGCUACAUUGUUCAAAACAAGACGGAAGAAGGGUGGCAUGCCGUGUUCAUGAUAAGUUCCAUUAUCUAUUUAUCCGGAGCGAGUUUUUACGGCUUCGGCGCCAGUGGGAAAUUACAAAAAUGGGCCGACCAAUCAUCUCGACCCCGCAACCAUUUUGCCUCCCAUAGCGGCGAGUCCGAAACAACGGCAUUCCUCCAGGAAACGGACGGAGAAUAAAAAAAAAAAAGGGUUAACGCAUUUUUCACAAGACUAACCCAGAAGAACUCAGAGCUUUAGGACAUAAAAUGCGCAUUCGUCAUCAAAAAAUGUUUUAAUUGUUGAUCGUCAUACUUUGAAUGUGAUUUUACAGACUUCCAGCGAGUGGCAUAUUGUGUUCUACAUCUCAGCCGCUAUUUACAUGAUUGGUUGCGCAUUUUACGCCUUUGCUGCAUCGGGAAAUCGUCAAACCUGGGCUCAACCUAUCGAAGAAAACAAUC
Molecule: messenger RNA, 2039 nt
Organism: Daphnia magna
Lineage: Eukaryota; Metazoa; Arthropoda; Branchiopoda; Diplostraca; Daphniidae
Gene: MFS9
Product: sialin
Exons: 12
Coding region: 292-1779 (495 amino acids)
Biological process (GO): transmembrane transport; monoatomic anion transport
Cellular component (GO): plasma membrane
Molecular function (GO): transmembrane transporter activity
Source: RefSeq, a predicted model, not a curated record